Messenger RNA from Effrenium voratum, 1272 nucleotides. The record is from the annotation of a GenBank genome assembly. Lineage: Eukaryota; Dinophyceae; Suessiales; Symbiodiniaceae.
AUGUACAGGACGGGCGAGCGGCGGGACGAGGGUCGCUGGCCGGAGCCAGGUCGGACCAUGAAGAAGACGCGCGAGAGGCUGCGGGAGGACUCUUGGCAGUCUGGCGCAGGCAUGCGGAAGACCCGCGAACGGAUGCGGGAGUCCCGACGACGGCGGCCGCGGACCCGAGAUGGCGCAGCGCUUUCGCCGAACCUGCAGGACAUGUCGCCAGUGCCCUCCACAGCCGGACCCGCGGACACGGGGAACACCUGGCUGGGCACCGCGAGAUCGCCCAAGGGCCGGAAGCGGCACCCGCCGGGCGCGUCCCGCGAAGGCGAGCUUGGCUUCCAGGGCUUUGUGGAGCAGCAGCGUUUGCUGGCGAGCGAAAUGCAGCGCCAGGUGUCCGAGCUCCGGCACCAGCGUGACGAGGCGAGGGAGCAGGCGCUGAAGGUCAAAGAGGAUGCCAUCAACGACCGAGCCAAACACCUGCAGGAGCUGCAGCAGUGCCUCUUGGACCAGCUGCAGGCGACAGGUGAGGCGAAGUUGCAGGAAGCGGGACAACAGAAGUCCACCAGACUGGAGGCGAGCUCUAGGCCAGAGAUGAAGGCUGCCCAAAAGUUGCGGGAGGUCCCGGACCCGGACCCGCAGGAUGUUUGGGAGCACUCCAUGGUCUCGGAUAGCCGCCUCGUGGCGAUGGAUGCGGCGCUCACGGCGCUGUUCCGGCGCGCGGAGGACUUGGCGUCCAGAAGUGGCGCCAAUCAAGUUUCACAGCCUAUUGUUUCACCGGGGCUUUCGUCUCACCGCGCGAAGCCAAGCCUGGAGCACAGCGCCCUGCCAGUGGAGACUUCCAGGACUCCGGUGUGGGUGCCGCCGGCCACCUGGCAGGAUCAGAGCCCUCAGACGAGGGCCAGCGAGCCUGGCUCCACCUUGGGGGGCGCUCAAGGCGCCUCGCCCCUGCGGCUCACAGAGCAGCUGGAUAAGGAGAAGGUGGCGGCCUUCCGAAAGGCGUUGGACACCGCGGAUGGCCUCCCGGCGGAUUUGCGGCUAGAUCUCUGCGCCUUGCUGGAGGAGUCCUCCCCCAGCGAAGGCGCCACGCAGGCCUUGGCGUCAAAAGGCCGACCGAGCUGCCCACCGCCAGCGCCGGGCAAGCCAGGCACCGAUGCCUCGCCCUUCGGCGCUCCGCGGCCCCAGCGCCCGCGCCCGCGGGCCCUGCGGGCACAAAGCAGCGUGCCGGCUGUACCGGAGAGGAAUCGCUUGGCAGGAGAGGCGCGCUCAGAGCGCGCCACGCUCUGA